This is a messenger RNA of Ambispora gerdemannii, 480 nucleotides long. The record is from the annotation of a GenBank genome assembly. NCBI's taxonomy places the organism in Eukaryota, Fungi, Glomeromycota, Glomeromycetes, Archaeosporales, Ambisporaceae.
AUGUCAGGAGCAAAUUGUCCAUGCGGUCGCAACAUCUAUAAACUUCAACAAGAUCUCGUUUCCGCCAAAAUCCUAGAUCGAUUAAAAUACGAGAAAAUUGUGGGAUUAAGGAUCCAACUUUUGGAAGCACACAAUGGGAUCGCUGAACUACAGCGCCAAAAGCGUGAUCUCGAAAAAUCGAACCGAUGUAAUAAGUUGGAUGGUGGAUGGGGUGAAACUCUUCGCGUUCAUAAUACGAAUUCCAAGGGAUUCGAUGAUGGAUGGAGCAAAAAUUCUCGCAGUGAAAAUAAAAAUUCUGUUGACGUUGGCAUUGAAAGCUUAGAUAAAAAAGAAGAAUGGAAGCUUGUGAAAGAACAGUUCAUUUUAAGCAAUGGAUUAGACGAUGAAGAACCUUGGGCUAAAAAACUGAAUCAAUCCACGAAAGGCGUGCAACAAAAUCAUCAUUCGACCUUCGACGAGUUUCGUGGAAACAACAAAUAG